AUGAAGAAGAAGAGAGCUAAGCCUUAUUCAGUGGAGGAUUGUGCAAGUAUCAAUCCUCGAGAAGACAUGGUAUGGGAGUUGUCACAAAGGACUAGUCAGAAUGGAAGUGAGCAUAACAAGGACAGAGAUAUAGCUACUGCCAUUGAAGAAUGUUGCGACAAGUAUUUCACAGAAAAUACCCAGGAACUGAGCUCGGCUGACUUCUACGCUGCUGUCUGCAAAACUGUAGAGGAAAUCAACAAGAAGCUCAAUAGCACACAGUUCCGAGUCUCCGACAAAGAGAAGCUCAAACAAGUCUACAAUGUGCUGGAGGAAAUAAUGAUUGGGGCCGGGUUCACGGGGUUCGGAUCUUUCGCUCUGUUCAUCAAACAAAGAAUAGCUCCAACAGCCGUCCCCAACGACGUUUUCAUCCCGGGGAUCACCCUUCCAUUUCUAUUGUACAUUCAUCAUGGUUUACUUUAUCGUUCGUAA
Linum tenue is the source of this 471-nucleotide messenger RNA. The record is from the annotation of a GenBank genome assembly. Lineage: Eukaryota; Viridiplantae; Streptophyta; Magnoliopsida; Malpighiales; Linaceae.